CGAUCUCCAAGCAAGUGCACCAAAAUGUGUAGUUUCAUUGCAAAAAUAAUCCAUCUCGCUUCACCGACUCGAAGUGCAGCACAUCUACAAAGUGUCCGGAAAAUAUGCUCCGGUAUAACCGUCCCCGCAGCACAUCAUAAUGCUUUACAACGCUACGAAGACAAUCUGGAGCUGGAGUUUCAGCAAAUUCUUCGGGAGGAGAAUCGAUCUGUGCUGGACCCGGUGCCGGAUCCGCUUUCGGUAGAAGCUUUUCCAAACACGAAACCUGCUUUCAACUUUGCGGCGUACGUCAACAAAUCGCACACCCUGCAGCAGCUCGUCUCGCUCGGUGUAGAACUACACAAGCUUGAAAAGCGCAAAGGAAUACCCCAGUAUGUCCUUGGGUUGGAUUUCGAGCGUGACAUGAAGAACCACAUUCGGUUCCUCACCGACACCGGCGUACCGGCGGAGAUGCUGGGAGAACUUCUAACAAAAAAUCCACUGAUUUUCAAGGAAGAUCUGAAUGAUUUGCAAACAAGAGUCAACUACCUACAAUCAAAACAGUUCAUGCCAGAAGAAAUUACCCGAAUUGUGACGAAAAACCCAUUCUGGUUGAUGAUCAACACCAAACGUAUCGAUCGGCGACUCGGAUUUUUUCAAAAAACUUUCGUCCUAGCGGGAAACGAGGUUCGAAUGGUGGCGACCAAACAGCCUCGAUUAAUCACCUACAACCUCGAGCACGUGCGUCGCAAUACAUUCACAGUGCAAGAGGAAAUGGGAUUUGGAAAGGAUGAGGUCAAACAAUUGCUGCUCAGUAAACCGAGGAUAUGGAUGAUAAAAACGGAAGCAUUGCAGUACAGAUUCGACUACGUCCACCGAAGGAUGAAAAUUUCGCACGAGGAUAUUCUGAAAACACCCGAUCUGCUGCUCACACGUGAUUUUCGGAUCAAACAAAGACACGGGUUCUUAAAAUUUCUCGGCAAGGUACAAUAUGACCCCAGGAAGGAGCUUUAUAUUCCGCUAAAAUCACUGGCCGAAGGGACCGAUGAGAAGUUUGUUACAGAAAUAGCCAAAUCGAACAUGGAAUGCUUCAAUCGCUUCUUGAAAACACUGUGAACAAUAAAAAUAUAUUUUAGUCUAUGCAGCAUAAUAAACAGAAG
Anopheles coustani is the source of this 1139-nucleotide messenger RNA. RefSeq names its product transcription termination factor 3, mitochondrial (gene mTerf3). The record is from RefSeq and is a predicted model, not a curated record. Lineage: Eukaryota; Metazoa; Arthropoda; Insecta; Diptera; Culicidae. Gene Ontology annotation, molecular function: double-stranded DNA binding. Gene Ontology annotation, biological process: regulation of DNA-templated transcription; mitochondrial ribosome assembly. The transcript has 2 exons. The coding region runs from base 25 to 1095 and encodes 356 amino acids. Gene Ontology annotation, cellular component: mitochondrion.